AUGACGAGCGAAACCUGCCCUCCCAGUGGCUCUGCCGCGUGCACCUGCGUUCGACCGUCAUCCGCAGCAGACUCCACGGGACUGCGGGCAUCUGCAGCAGCCUCGAGAGCUGCUGCCGCUGCGCUGCGCAGGCGCGAAGCGGCUUCUAGUGCAUCCUUUGCUGCGGCUUCCAGUUCUUCGGCAAGCAGGAGUUGCUUCGCGUCCUGUGCCUCUGAAAAGUCGUCCUGGCCAGAUUCUGACCCUAUAGAGGAGUGCGUGUCAGAGGCGCCAGACGGUGGUCUCGAGGCGCUGCCUGGCCUGAGGGACGGCUCUUCUGACUGCUCAAUGUCGGUGGGUUUUGGCCUGAAGGCAGAGGGACGCUCACGAUCUACGGCGCUCGACGCAUCUCCUGAAUCAGUUGUUUCCUCUGGCUUGCUUUCGUGUUCCGCAAUGGACCUUGCAAUUUCGGCGGAUCGAGUGGCUUCCGCUGCAGCCCUUUCAAGGGCCUCAGCGGUUUCCACUGCGCGUGCGGCCGCUUCUUCCAUGUCUUCAGCAAACGCAAUCUUGCCCUCAUCUUCCUCCCGCUCGUCGCUAGGCAGCUGA
Messenger RNA from Cyclospora cayetanensis, 582 nucleotides. RefSeq lists its product as uncharacterized. Bases 1 to 582 code for a protein of 193 amino acids. The transcript has 3 exons. The record is from RefSeq and is a predicted model, not a curated record. NCBI's taxonomy places the organism in Eukaryota, Apicomplexa, Conoidasida, Eucoccidiorida, Eimeriidae.